Trypanosoma grayi is the source of this 1212-nucleotide messenger RNA. Its product is annotated as putative zinc finger protein. The record is from RefSeq and is a predicted model, not a curated record. NCBI's taxonomy places the organism in Eukaryota, Euglenozoa, Kinetoplastea, Trypanosomatida, Trypanosomatidae. The transcript has a single exon. Bases 1 to 1212 code for a protein of 403 amino acids.
AUGACCACGCGGCGCAUCGACUUCGGCAAUCUCAAUGAUGGCAUUGACUGGGCCAACGCUCUUCCUCCACAUAUCGUUUCCCAGCAGGAACUACAACGCGCAUCUCAGGCAAGACCAGCGGAACGUUCCAUGUUUAUGCGUUGGCCUAUCCCAGAGGCGAGCUUCCCUCUUCCUCCAUCGGUUAGACGCAGAAGGGAAAUGAUGAUGCGUGUGAUGGGAACGUCAGACGUGCAGACCCGAGGUGGUCGUCGUACUUUUGGGGAAUUGAGCCAACGGCAGAUUCAACACGAAUGGGAUCAUGAGCCACUGAGUCAGACGUUCCCUCAAAGACGCCAGCUCUCCGAGCCUUUGUCUUCACAACGAUUGCGGAGAGAACGCGCUGUGCAACAGGUACAGCAGCGACGUCCCCAACAGCAGCAACAGCAGGCCUCAAGUGUUGAUGAAAGUAUUGCUGCCGUUACUCAAUUGGCGAAUACAAUGUUGGGCCGUCACCACGUUGAGGCGGUGCUGGCAUUCGAUGAGUUCGUGUCAGCGAAUAUGCAGGUAGCCCAGAUGGCGGCGGAGACCGCCAUGGCCCUUUCAAUGCAGCAGUCUAUGAUGCCCACCCCUGGGACGGUGGAGAUGAGUGGCAAUGAUGCUGAAGAAGAGCCUAUGAAUUAUACCCGUGUUGUUGUGUCGGUGCGUGGCUCCUCGUCGUCCCCUCCGCAGGUUACAACCACUGUGCAGAGAGGUCUCCUUCGGGCCCGUCAACGGCCGCGCCACAUCGGCAGCAGCGGAUCCGACUAUGACAUUAUUACAGGUUUCUCGCGUGUACCACAACUCGCGCAACUGGGCGCUGGCGAGGCCCCACGUGCACAAAUUGGCGGCAAUACUGGAUGGGAGCUCAACGACUUCUCGUACGAGAACCUGCUGGAGCUAGACAACGCAAAGGUGCCCACUGGCCUCCCACAACAUCAGCUCCGUGGGAUGAAGGCCGUGCCGUACUCAAGUAUGAAACGGUCAGCGGAUAAAAUGAGCAGCACGACACGGUCCAGCGAGGAGCAGGAAGCGUGCACUAUCUGUCUCGAGAAGAUGACGCAGGGGGCUAUGGUUCUCCCGAUCGACUGCGGGCACACGUUCCACCAUAAGUGUAUUAUUCGGUGGCUUGCACGUAACAACUGCUGUCCAACGUGCCGGCGUGAGGUCCCGCGCAAAGGCAGAGCCCUCCAGUGA